AUGGGUACACCUGAAUCACAUUUGUUGACAGUGAGCGGGACAUCCUCAGCUACAAGUGAAUGAUGUUGAGCAGGAAUGGUUUUCCUCGUCUGUGUAACAGUUAUCAAAGGAAGGAUUGCGCAAUCCGGUGAAAGUACCCGUGACUUGUUUAUACAUACAGACCCCCGCCGCUGUUUCACUAACGUCGAGCUCCAGCAGGUUUGCCUGCUGUUAACGUUACCCUGCUGGUGUACGGAUGGAUUAAACUGGCUGUUCAUCUAAUUGGACGAUAACGCUGGAUACUUCAAAAGCAUAGACGGUUUACAAGGGCUGAGUAACAGACAUGCACCCACCAUCUCGACAGGACUAUAUAUCUAUCAGCGUUUCUGGACAAGGAGGUGGACGUUACAAUAACAGCAAGCAGUGGAGGAGGCAGUCCUGCUGGAGGAAAUGGAAGCAGCUGUCCAGGCUGCAGCGGAGCCUUAUCCUCGUCCUCCUGUUUAUCUGUGGAGUUGUUUCCUAUCCACUUGUUACUGAACACCUCAGAGGCCUUUCAGAUGGAGUCCAAGACCCUAAUAGCGUCCUGCGGCCCGUCAGCCCUCAUGUGCUGCCUGAGCCUAUCCAACCGGGCCAACCGCCACUGCCAGAGCAAACCUCCCAGAGGAAAUUAUCCAAUAAGAGAGGACCGCCAGUCUUUGGGAAUCGUCAUCAGAAGAAGGGGAACACUUCAGACACAGUGGUUGAGAACAAGGCAGUUGACAGCAAGAAAGAAGGGGAGGAGGAGGGGGUCAUCAGCUGGCGUGGGGCAGUGAUCGACACCGGCCAGGCCACAGACGGCACCAGGGAUGGGGAAAAUAAGGAGAAUUCACCUGCCACCCAAAAAGGAACAUUAUCAAGUAGUAUCAAGUCAGAAGCUAGUAUGCUGGAGGCGGUGCAGGAAGCUUUCCUACAUUCAUGGAAGGGUUAUAAAGACUUUGCUUGGGGCCACGAUGAGCUCAGGCCCCUCUCCAAGUCCUACAGUGAGUGGUUUGGCCUGGGUUUGACGCUCAUCGAUGCCCUGGAUACCAUGUGGAUCAUGGGGCUUAAAACAGAAUUUGAAGAAGCGAAGGCGUGGGUGGCCACAGAGCUGACAUUUAACAAGAACGUAGAUGUCAACCUAUUUGAAAGCACCAUCCGCAUCCUGGGAGGCCUCCUGAGCACCUACCAUCUGACUGGAGACACCCUGUUCCUAGACAAAGCUAAGGACAUUGGCUCCAGGCUGAUGCCAGCCUUCAACACUCCGUCCAAGAUCCCCUACUCUGAUGUGAACAUCGGGAAAGGCAUCGCCCAUCCUCCCCGCUGGACCUCAGAUAGCACUGUGGCCGAGGUAACGAGCAUCCAGCUGGAGUUCAGAGAGCUCAGCCGCCUCACCCAGGAACCUCAGUACCAGGCUGCGGUUGCUGAGGUUAUGAAACAGGUCCACAAGCUGGACGGCAAGCUGGAUGGUCUGGUUCCCAUGUUCAUCAACACCAACAGCGGACAGUUCACCCAUCAAGGCAUCUACACACUGGGAGCCAGAGCAGACAGCUACUAUGAAUACCUGCUGAAGCAGUGGAUCCAGGGAGGCAAGACGGAGGACCAACUCUUGGAGGACUAUGUGCAGGCAAUAGAGGGUGUUAAGAAGAACCUGUUGCAGAAGUCUUCACCUAACGGCCUCACCUUUGUUGGAGAGAUCUCACACGGACAGUUCAGCCCGAAAAUGGACCAUCUAGUGUGUUUUCUUCCGGGCACUCUGGCUCUCGGUGCCCACAACGGCCUGCCUGCUGAUCACAUGGAUCUGGCCAAAGAGCUGAUGGAGACCUGCUACCAGAUGUACAUCCAGAUGGAGACAGGCCUCAGUCCAGAGAUCGUCCACUUCAACAUGCAUCAGGGCAGCAUCCGAGACCUCGACGUAAAGCUUGCAGACAGGCACAACCUCCUACGACCAGAGACAGUGGAGAGUCUCUUCUACCUGUUCAGGUUCACCAGGGACCACAAGUACCGGGAAUGGGGCUGGGAGAUUCUCCAGAACUUUAACAAGUACACCAAGGUUUCCUCCGGAGGCUACACCUCCAUCAAUAACGUGCGUGACCCGGACUACCCGAGCCCCCGAGACAAGAUGGAGAGCUUCUUCCUGGGAGAGACCCUGAAAUAUCUGUACCUACUCUUCUCUGACGAUCCCGACCUCAUCAGCCUAGACCAGUACGUCUUCAACACGGAGGCUCAUCCUCUGCCUAUAUGGCCCUCCGCUGCGUGACACACAUGAAUUCAUAUGGCAGAUAAAAGUAUAAACGCAACAAAGAUCUCAGGGUUGGUCCAACACCAAGAUAAUUCCUUCGUCUUCUGUCUCCGUGACAGGAAGUUGUUAAAACAACAACCCUGAACGCAGACCACAGAUGGGGAAAAAGCCUCCUUUUUACUGAUCCAAUCAAGUGUUUGCUAUGUGCUACCAGCCAUGGAAAAACAACAAGAGCCCAGUUCACUUUGUGGCCUUGUUUGUUUGUUUGUUUUAUUAAUUGACUUCUUGUUCUCGUUGCACUGCCUUCUGGAAGAGAGGCAGAGGAAGGUUUCUGUGCUCCUGACCUCCCGCCAGCAUCUGAGAACAACCUGACUGACUUGAAUCAAAAUGUCUUAAUCUCAUGAGGUGUUUGAAAACUGAUCCCCUCAGAUUACGGCUGCUCAUGAUUAAGGCUUCCAGCUAUGAAACAAAGCCAGUAUCUGUAGGGAAAGCAGGCCUUUGUAGCAGCACGUUCCCUGAGAGCAGCCAGUCUGAACCGCCUGCUGCCCUCCUGCCUGACCUCGCUGACCCCUGUGUUCCUGGCUGUGACUCCUACAGGGAUAUGAGUGGAACGCUGUGUGUGAUAAAGUCAUCCAGUACUCUGGCUAGAACCACUCUGAUGCUUGAAAACAGGAAAUAAAGCCAGAGGCUGCUGACGGGGCUUCAUCCGCCCUCAGGCCAUGUUUCUACUGUCCCGUGCUGCAUUCACCACAUCCAGGAAACGUAAAAACCCCCCCACCCAACCUUUCAGUUCAAGUGAAGCAUAUUACAGGGUUGGAUGAUGUGAUAUUCAGAGGCAUCUUCAUCUAAAUGUAUACAAACAUCCAUGGCUCCAUAUAAAGGAGGAUACGUUAACUCGGUGGAUGUUUGCCACCCUACGUGGUUAUCUAUGUCUUAGUAAAUUACUUCAUUAAGCCAUUCAUUAACAGGCAUAAACCCGUCACAAAUCUGCCCUCGUCUUUUUAUAUUCAAGCUGGCACUCAUUUGAACGACUACAAAUACUGGUGGACAGUAUGUAUCAAUGCUUCAUAUUCUAUUAGAUGAUCCCACUGUUUUACAUCUAACAUCUUAAUCUGAAAAGUACCCAGUACCUCCAGCUGAGAAGUAAAGAGUACUACUUUAUACCUGAACAUUGUACUAGUCAUGUGCUUGCCCUGUAUACUGAGGUAGCUGUCAUUUCUGUCCGGCUGCAGUCGGACUGCUGCUGCAUGUUUGCCAAACACAGAUAUAAAAUGUCCCAUAUGAUGAUUAAUGCAAACGUCGCAAUUGGAAAAAGACAAACACUGUGAUGCAGGAUUUAGUCCAUAUCGCCUGCUUCUUACACAUUCUCUCUUCACUCCCGCCUUUCUGGUCGCAUGGCUUUAAUUCCAAUCUUGAAUUAUAAAUCGAUCUUCAUCUGAUCAUUGUGAGAAGUGUUCACUCCUGCAGUGAACCCUGACUGCAGACCAGGCAGAGCUACUGUUCAUGAACGCCACACGGUGGCCAUCUGCCUGAAAGGAAGCCUCUGUUCAUUCCGUAAUACAUGAAUGCAGCAUCUGACUUUGUUCUGAUUCCAGCUGUUGCCAGGCAGCAGAUUUAUUUAUGAACUGUGAAGCUUUUGUUUUAUGAGGACAGCAUCGAUGAUUAAAAGAGCUGCUCUUUUCACUGAAUGUUCCAUUUCUUUCUUCAUCUUCCUUGGUAAAGUGUGGAGGAUCAUUUCAAACAGCAUUUGUACUUUGUGUAGCAUUCCUCUAAAUAUAACUAUUUUACAUCAUAGCUCUACUUGUAUUUGUUGGUUUCUAGAACUUUAUGAAUAUGUAUUGAGACCAAACUCAUCUUGUACUUUCUGUGUAUUCUUUCCUCGGUGGUGUUUCACGUGUGCCUCAAAUGUUGCUUCAGACAACAUUCAAAAGACAACUUUAUUAUUGGUGUCCAUUUCUAUCCGUUCAAGCUGUUUCUUCCAUCAGCGUUAGCGCUGCUUUGCUUCAGUACAUGGUCAUCAGGAUCAAUAUUUUUACCGAAGAAUAAAAUGAGGCUUCUAUUUUUCCAGCAGUCCCUUAAAGCAAUCAGUGGGUUUACAUAAUGCUAAACUCUACCUGGAAGCCUUUCAGCGUAAUCCCUGAGCCAAAGAGAAGCUGAAACCUUAAUGAGCCGUGGUGUUUGAUACUGUGACCACGAGAAGCCAUUCCUUAAAUUCUCAGUACUUUGAUAACUAGUUCACCAGUUUGGGUUUUGAAGACAUUGAUGGAUUCACUUCUAUCUUUGCAGCCACAGAGCAGUACCCAAUACACAAAUGUCAUUAAGUAGUGGAUCAAUGUUUGUUGUUUUUAUUUGAAACAUAAAAUGUAUUGUCCCGUGGUGUACAAUAAACGUUGGAGCGCCUUUCAUUUUGUAAAGCUGUAGAAAAUAAAGAGAUUUUAUUGAAAAGCUAAA
Messenger RNA from Anoplopoma fimbria (sablefish), 4687 nucleotides. RefSeq names its product mannosidase, alpha, class 1B, member 1b (gene man1b1b). The record is from RefSeq and is a predicted model, not a curated record. The coding region runs from base 323 to 2254 and encodes 643 amino acids. The transcript has 14 exons. Gene Ontology annotation, cellular component: membrane; endoplasmic reticulum. Lineage: Eukaryota; Metazoa; Chordata; Actinopteri; Perciformes; Anoplopomatidae. Gene Ontology annotation, biological process: carbohydrate metabolic process; N-glycan processing. Gene Ontology annotation, molecular function: calcium ion binding; mannosyl-oligosaccharide 1,2-alpha-mannosidase activity.